GGAAAGCUCAGAGGCUGCACGGAGCAGGCAGGCUGAAGUCUGUGUGGAGUGGAGGACUACAAGUACUUGAUGAGAUGAAGUCCAGUCAACCUGCCAUGUGGCAGUCAUGUGACAUGUGCCAGGGAUUCUCUGACCUUUGGCAUCCUCUUCUAAGGUGUGUGAAAGUUGGCAGGAUGUAGAAAGGCUCCUUCAGAAACUGGAGUAGUUUUGGAGUCACUGUCUAUGGGAGGGAGACAAUCACCCAGGAAGCCCAGGGUAGUUACAGACUCGGCAGCAGCGAGCAGGCCAGGGUGAGAGUGUCCACUGGGCCUUGGUUCUGCCGGGUGCUGUGAAGAAUCCCUGAAGGACAAGAAGAGGACAAAGAGCAGAUGGUGGUGGGGACACCAAGCUAGGGCUGGAGACGGAAUGUGUUUCCUCAUCACCUCCAUCCUCGCUGUGUCUGAAGUGAGCAGAAACUGACCACUUCUGUGCCUGAAGUUAUUAGACAGACAGACAACCAAUAUGGUGGGAGACACAAUGAGAAACAGAGGAGGAGGAGAACUGGAGUGGAGGAAAUGUGGAGGUGAGGAAACAGUGAUUACAGACCACAUGGGAAAUGGACGAGACUGGAUAAGACAGGAGGUCAAGAUGGAAGAGAGCCCGGCCUGGUGAGGUCAGUUCCGUAUCUUCCUGUAAAAAAUGGGAUCUGGGCUCAAGGGCAUGGCCAUCCUGUCAGUGACCACAGGGCAGAUCUUCUGCAGCAUGGGAAAGAAGGAGCCAGAAUGAUGAAGGAAGUUUCUAGUCACAAGGAGGUGGAGAUGGGGAGGUCCUGCCCCACUCUGUCCUCCACAUGAGAAGGCCCAAGGGUUGUGUUCCACUUUAACCUGAUUCUCUCCUGUCUCCUGAGCACCCCAAGGUCCCUGCACAGGGCUCCUCUCGGUCCUGAUGGCUCUGCUGGUCUCACUUCUGGGAGGGAAUCAGGCCAUGGCUUGGAUCCUGCUUCUGAUGAUGUCAGCUGCAUGUCUGCAAGCUGGUAACUCAGCAGGAUUCAACAGAGAAAAUGUCUUUUGGGUCAACCAACCAGCACGCCUUUCUGGUGUUCAUGGUGGCUCCAUCAAGAUCCCCUUCUCCUUCUACUUCCCCUGGGAGUUGGCAAAUGUUCAGCAGAUGAGGAUUCUCUGGAGAUGGAAGCAUUUCCAUGGGGAAAUUAUCUACAACUCUUCCUCGGGUAUCAUACAUGAGCAUUUCAAGAACCGUCUCUUCCUGAACUGGACACAGCCUCAGACAUCCGGAGUCCUCAGAAUUCUGAACUUGAAGAAGAAGGACCAGACAGUGUUCUUCUGCCGAGUUAGUCUGUACAUGAGUGAAGGCAUGAAGAUGUGGCAGUCAAUUGUUAGGACCCACCUCACCAUCACUCCUGCCCCCAGGACCGCCUCUCCAAGCCCCACCUCUGCAACAUCUGCACUCACCAGAACUGCACUCACCAGAACUGCACUCACAGCCACAGAAGGGAAGAAGAGCGGGAAGAGUCAGACUCUGGGUCUGGGAACCACAGUUGGGUUGGCAGUGGCUGCUGCUGUACUCCUGGCUGGGGUUUUGGGGUUGACAGUGUUCCUCAGGUGGAGGAGAAGGAAAGGACAGAGGACUAAAGCCGAAACCCCAGCCAGGACAAUAUAUGGACCUCAAAGUGAACACCAAGGAUAACAACACCUUGUAUGCUUCCAUUGCCCUCUCAAGACCGGCCUCCCCAGGAACACCACCCUGCCAGCCUGUCCAUGGGAA
Molecule: messenger RNA, 1761 nt
Organism: Peromyscus leucopus (white-footed mouse)
Lineage: Eukaryota; Metazoa; Chordata; Mammalia; Rodentia; Cricetidae
Product: paired immunoglobulin-like type 2 receptor alpha
Exons: 6
Coding region: 925-1683 (252 amino acids)
Molecular function (GO): MHC class I protein binding
Source: RefSeq, a predicted model, not a curated record